AUGGCUUUCUCAACCUCUGGAUCCAAGUGGUCACCACUGGAUGACUAUCAGUCUGAGUACCAAGUUAAAGCUUGGGUGCCCUUUGCCGGCCCCAGCCAGAACAACAUCGAGGGACAGACCUCAGAUGUCUCAGCUGUUCCCGAGCUGAGCUUGACGGAACCCGAAUUCGACGUUUCGGAGCAUCAUUAUGUUGGUGAUGUAGCUUCCUGCAGCCACCCCUAUGGAAGACUCCAUUGCCCCUCGCAUAAUACCCACGAUAUCAGUGCCUGUCAUUCUGAGCUUGGAGCUUAUUCUACGGCCGACUUCAGCCAUGGCAACUCUCACUUGGCAGGCCGUGCAAACGAUUACCACCGCUCUGCAUCCCUUCCCCCGUCACUCGAACGCUACGUACAAGACCCUCAGCACCACGAGAAAAUAUCCACGGGGCAUGGCAUCAAGUGUGUGAAGAAGUCCAAGAGAUACCACAAGAGCAAGGCGCGCAAGAACAUCGCAACCAAGGAUAUGAAGGUCGUGGAUAGACGCGACGAGUACCAACAGCAAUCCAGCGCCGACGGCCGAAGCGGGCGCUCGAGACACGGCAGCUAA
This is a messenger RNA of Neoarthrinium moseri, 585 nucleotides long. RefSeq lists its product as uncharacterized. The coding region runs from base 1 to 585 and encodes 194 amino acids. The record is from RefSeq and is a predicted model, not a curated record. Lineage: Eukaryota; Fungi; Ascomycota; Sordariomycetes; Amphisphaeriales; Apiosporaceae. The transcript is spliced from 2 exons.